AUGGGAGAAAGAGCGAGAAUAUGCGCGAGUGAACGGCUCCUCGUCUGCGCGCUGGUCCUGGCGCCCGCCCUCUCCUCCGGCGCCCGCCUCGGCAGCGCAGGCGUCUCCAGCAACUACCUGCCUCCCUCCAGGGGCUCCUCCUGGUCGAGCGCGGGAUCCUUCGGCAGCAGGCCAUCGGGGGGAUCCUUCGGCGUCGGGUCCAGCUUCUUUGGAUCAGGCGGUGGAUUCUUCGGUGGUGGAUCGUCUAGCAGUUCCUUCGGCGGUGGAUCAAGUGGAGGAUCCUUCGGCGGUGGAUCAAGUGGAGGAUCCUUCGGCGGUGGAUCAAGUGGAGGAUCCUUCGGUGGUGGAUCAAGUGGAGGAUCCUUCGGGGGUGGAUCAAGUGGAGGAUCCUUCGGCGGUGGAUCAAGUGGAGGAUCCUUCGGUGGAGGAUCCUUCGGUGGUGGAUCAAGUGGAGGAUCUUUUGGAAGUGGAUCGAGUGGAGCAUCCUUCGGCAGCGGCGGCGGUAGUGUCCUUCCAGGCGGCUUCCUUCCACCUUCCAUAUCUUUCAAUGGUGGAUCAUCUGGUGGUGGAUCGUUUGGGAGUUCAUCCAGUGGAUCCUUCGGGAGUGGAUCAACUAGCGGCUCCUUCGCUGGAUCUGGAAGUGGAUCAGGUGGGGCUGGACUCUCUAGCAGCUACCUUCCUCCUGCAGGGAAAUAA
Molecule: messenger RNA, 696 nt
Organism: Penaeus vannamei (Pacific white shrimp)
Lineage: Eukaryota; Metazoa; Arthropoda; Malacostraca; Decapoda; Penaeidae
Source: RefSeq, a predicted model, not a curated record